AUGGCAGACCGCUCCCGUAACGCCUCCCGCUCUCGUCGCUCCUACCCAAACCUCCCUAACCUCUCCAUCGCACCCCUCAGUGCCAAAUUCCCUCUCGAUGCCAGCGCUCCAUCCUCACCGGACGAGCACGUCGUACAUACAUCACGCACAUCAUAUAUUGCCUCCAAGACAGCCCCUUCCACACCAGGCAUCUUGAGCUUGAGCCAAUCCCGCAGCAACAGCCGAACGCGCCGUUCCAAACCUCACUACGCGUACGAUGGCUACUUCGCCAACCCCAACAAUCCCGUCCGAGACAUUGGCGAAAUCCCAAAGGCAAAAAGCACAAGCACCCUCCAUCCCGGCGUGAGCUUCGUAGAAGACAAUGCCCGCGAAAGACACCAUACCCGCAAGUCCACCGCUCCAACAUCCCUCCGCAUGCCGCUUGCCCGCCACCACACCUCCUCCGCCGACGACGACUGGUGGCACCGCGCCGGCCUCACCAUAGCCGGCGAAACACGCGACUCUAAAGGGCAAGGCUGGCUCAUCCGCCGCGAGAGCUCCACCUCGCUCGUCGCCGACGACGAAGACGCCCACGAUUCAAAACGCAUGGCCCUGCUCUCCGGCGAACCGCUGAACGGCGAGGACUUCCCCACCUUCUCCCCACGCAUCUCGCGCGCUGGCAGCCGCUAUCAGUCCCGCGUUGGCAGCCGCGUGCCCAGCGCGCGCCAGUCCCGGCGUGGUUCGCGCGUGGGCAGUCGCGCAGACUUGGGUAUGAGCCCCGUGUCUGCGCGGCACAGUCUCGAUCUCCCUUCGUUUGACGAGCGCUUCAUGGAGCCUGAUUUCGUCGAGGCGGACGAGGAAUCGUCGGGCGAUGAGGAAGAAGUCGCGAGGCUGGCGCGCAGUAAUACGUCGUGGAUUGAUCGGCUGAUUGGAUGGACGCUGUUCUCGGUUGAGGAGGAUGGGGAGGCGUCUGACGAUGAGGACGAGGAGGAGGGGUUCUUGCCGCAGAACAUGACGAGGGAGGAGUUGAGACUAAGGAGGGAGGUGGAGGCGAAGAGGAGGAAGUUGGAGAGGGAGGCGAUUGUUGCGUCGGCGAAGCUGAAGGCGAGGGAUAAGGAGAAUACUGAGGAAGAGACGGAUGAGGUGCAGAAGCCGCUCGAGGAGGCGGAUGGGUGGCAGGACGCAGCUUGGUUGUUGAGUGUUGCUUCGAAGGCACUGUUUUAA
This is a messenger RNA of Parastagonospora nodorum SN15, 1203 nucleotides long. RefSeq lists its product as hypothetical. NCBI's taxonomy places the organism in Eukaryota, Fungi, Ascomycota, Dothideomycetes, Pleosporales, Phaeosphaeriaceae. The transcript has a single exon. The record is from RefSeq and is a predicted model, not a curated record. The coding region runs from base 1 to 1203 and encodes 400 amino acids.